Molecule: messenger RNA, 8581 nt
Organism: Pseudoliparis swirei
Lineage: Eukaryota; Metazoa; Chordata; Actinopteri; Perciformes; Liparidae
Product: immunoglobulin-like and fibronectin type III domain-containing protein 1
Exons: 23
Coding region: 3687-8348 (1553 amino acids)
Molecular function (GO): protein binding
Source: RefSeq, a predicted model, not a curated record
GCCAGGUGGUGGACGGCCCUCGGUCCGAGGGUUUGUAUUGCAGCGGCCUCGGCCUUUACUUCCUCUGAGGAACAAUCACGAACGGGAUUCGACAGACACCACUAAUCUUUAAACAAAACCCAAAAAAUAUUUUAGGGAAAUAGCAUUUACGAAAGCAACAAGGAAUGAAAAGACACCGGGAAGUUGACCACGUCAAAGAUCACACGAGGUGUGUGUGUGUCUACGAAAUGCCUCUUUUGAAGAAGACUUGGGGUGCCCGAGACCUCCACUGAGUCCAAAUGGUAUUCAUGGCUUUUCCAAGAAAACUCGACAACAAAGAAAAAUUGUUUUGUCAUCAAGAACACACUUUAAAAAGAAAAGAAAAGCUUUUUGCUUUGUGGAAGAUAAACGAGCAGCAACCGGCCAAUGUAUCGACGUAUCUUUCACGAAGAUGUCCGUCGACUGAAUGAAGGAGGGGGCGUCGGAGAUGCCAGAAGAUGAGAUGCAAAAAGGCUGAAGAGGGAACACCGGGGGGGAAAAAAGGUCUCAAGGAACCUUCACUCUGCUUUACUGCGACUGACGAAAUGGAAGACGACAUGAAGGCGUCCUUUAAAAUCGAUUUCCGAGAAAGUAUUUGCACAUAAUUUCUCUCAAGCACUGCGCAGGAAUCAUCCUGCCAUGAGCCAUGAGAAAGAGUCUGAGCGAGCUUGAAGUUAAGUGUCAUGCACAGCACAACUAUUAACAUGCUGCUGCAACAACGUACCGCUAACACACUGUAUGACACUUUGUCUCCGACUAACCGUUGUCGUCUGAAUAUUUUGUUCUGCCCAAGUUGUGUGUCUGUGCGCGUGCCGCCCACUCCUGGGUGAUACUGCUUAUCGUGUUGUUUUAUGUUUAUUGUGACCAUAAAUCCUGUCGAAGUUCCAACCUGCCGUGGUGCUUUUGUCAGGAUUAAUAUUUACCUGUCCUGUUCCCCUUCUGUCACGUUGUUGCGUGUUUCAUCGCCCAAUCAGAGGGAGUUCAGCCGGACGACAAAGGUAUGCGAAGCAACAACAACAACAAACAAACAAAAAAAAGAAAAGAAAUCAAAUUGCACAAACGACUCACCUCCUGUAAGUGCAUGACUCCACGAUGGGUGAGUUGCAUGUCGUGAUGUGAUCUCCAUCACGCCUUGAAAGGUGCCAUCCGGAACGGAUGAUCCAACUUUCAGUGUCACAACGGAUGCAUUGUCAUUGUGACCGUUUGAAUAAACCUCCAUAUGAACACUAAGGCUGUCGCUAUCGGGCACUGCGGUUGAUUUCCAUGCGGCUGCUUCAUCUUGGAAUUUAAAAAGGAGAACAAUGUAUGUCGGCAAGGUUCGGUCUCAAGAAGGGAACUUGCUCGACAGGGACGUCCCCAAAGGAUGGGGUCGCUCCUAAAAUCAAGCUGAACUGACUGGCCACUUUGUUUGUUUGUUUGUUUGUAUUUUUUAUUCAGUCAAUCAAAUCAAAUACAAUACAAUAUUAUCCUAUAAAAAAUACAAAAGAGAGAGACUGAAAAUUUAUAGGUAGAAGCAAAAAAAUGCUUAUAAAUUCCUAUCCUCAAUUGAAAUCAAAAUAAAUCAGAAAAUUAAUAUAAAAUAAAGAAAAUUAAAAAAAGAAGAAAAAAAACAAUAAACAAGAUUUAAAAAAAAAUAUAUUUAUAUAUACUACCACAUACAUCUUCCAUAUUAAUCCGUUUUUAUUUACAUUUAUAAUUCUCAAGGAUUUUUUUAUAAAUAUCAGCUUUAACAGCCCCUUCAAAUCACAUAUAACUUGUAAGAUGAUGUUUAGAUGCAAACUGCAUGAAUGAGUAGAGUACAAGUACAACCUAUUUAAGGCAGUACUCUCAUUCUACGAUUACCAAAGCAAACUGACCUCCCUUAAAUUACACAUUAUAUAUUACUUCAUGUGAUUUUUAGCCUUUUUUCACACCUGACCCUUACGCUCUCCUCGGCUUCACCGUGAUGAAAAGAACUGUCACGGAUACAAAAUUGGAAUUUUUAUGACCCUCGCAGUUCAAAAGGUGAUCUACGAGAACCGUAUGCUGUCUAGUUAACACAGAACAUUGAGGUCUGGAGGUAAUCAGCUGGAAUGACCCCUGUGACCUCUGGGAGCCCUUUUGGCCUCACGCAACUCUCAAUACCUUUUGCUUUCUUGGCUUCCUUUCACUGCUGCUUUGGGGGAAACACAAGUAAACAACGCGCUUUAGGAUCAAAUCUCUGUUAACAUUGGCCAUGGAGGCAAAUACAUUAGAAAUAAUGAUAAAUCAGAAAAAUACUAGUUUACAUCUAUAGAACAAAAACUGGUAAAUUUAAAGAAAACCUGGAUUAUUUGUUGGAUCAAAAACAAAUGAAAAGAGUCCAUCAUUAUUUACGGCAUAUGCUUUUUUCCGGCUACAAAUAAGAUAGUUAAAUGUAAAAGAAAAACAAAAAGUCUUUAGAGCCAAUAAUGUAAAUGGUGAAAGCUGCACUGAUAAUAAAUGCACUAAUAAACACAACAUCACACAACAGCGGGCGAGUGGACACACACCAAACUUUUGGAGAGCUUAUCGUUCAUUCAUUUAUUUGUUUGACAAUACAAGCCCGCUGUAUUUAUAAAGCUGUUUUCAUUCACAGAGACAUUUUCAAAGUGCUUUCAAAAAGCCAUGCAAGACGUACCAUUUUAAAAUAGCCAGAAGCAGAUAAGAAAGAAAAGACGAGAGCACAAAGCAAUAAGUAGAGGAAAGUGCAGCACUCGGGUGUCGAAUCUAAGUUCAUAAUAUUCAGAGAGUUAGAAAACUGCAAUAUCUCCUGUGAGUUUGUUCCAGCUCUGUGGAGCGUUGUGUUGUGCUCCACAUACAUAUGGUUAAAGCGAAAAAAUUUAAAAUAAUUAUCAAAAAGGUGGGUGGCUGAAACCGCAAACAAAGGCGCCUUCCUUUAGAGGGGAUGCGUAUCCUGUUGAUAAGUCGUCCUCAUUAGACAUUAGCAAAUAAACAACUGCAACACACUUUGAAAAAAUAGUUAAAUACAAAAGUAAAGCAAGUAAAAAGUCCUCCAGUGCAACUGUGUUAGAAAACAGAUAAGAGCAGUCUGGCACUUUCCGCCACAGGCUUUUCAGACAAGGACUGAACGUAACACCCUCAGCUUGUGCAUGCUCAUCCUUAGCUCCGGCUGUCAAGAUCUCUUGAAAAACUACAAGAAUCUGGUGAUGUUUUGCAUCUAAUAUGACUUGCUUAAUAUAAUCAAACGCAGCAUUUACUAAGCAAAGUAAAUCAAAACAAAUCUGCUUAGGAGUUACUUAUUUCUGUCCCACAUUUAUGCCAAUUAUACGGCAUUAAUUUCUUUUUGCUCACUGACCCAUGAAAGCAAUGCCCAGCUGACACGCGCAGCUUUAAUCACUCUUCUUUAUUAAUAGGCUGAUCAAAACAAAUUGCUUUUAACGGCGUCAUCUUCACAGUUUCCACUUGUCAUGUGCAUUUCAACUCCAUUGCGCUUAAGACUGCAAGAUGCUGCAUCGCCCUGCUCAUCCCUUCAUACUUAAACAACAUAUUCUAUAGUAUAUAUAUUCUGCCUAUUACAGGUCUUUCAUGCCAAGAGAAAAGAUAAUUAAAGAUCCCCGGACCAGCUGAACCCCGCGUGAUCAGCAUUCAGUGAUGUCGCCCUCGAGACGUCUCUGGGCAUCAAGAAGAAGUCGAAAGUGCCCGGUGUCAUGAUAACGCAGUUCAUGGAGGAACUUCCAGAGGAAAUGACGACUCCAGAUUUCACCCGCAAACCCAUUGCUCUGACUAUUCAAGAGGGGAAAUAUGCCGUCUUUAAAGCCAUAAUCGUGGGCACCCCAACGCCUACCGUGACAUGGAGUAGAGCAAAGGGAGAAAUACAUUUUCACCCCGACCUGUGCCUGCAGAAGUACGACGAGUUGUCUCACAAACACACCAUCGAGAUUCCCAAGGUCACUCCAGAGGACGCCGACACCUACAAGUGUUUUGCCACAAAUGAAUAUGGAAAGGCUGUUUGCACCGUUGUCUUGAAUGUGAUUCAGGUUGGAUUCUCUAAAAGCAAGGAACUUCAAAAGAAUGCGGGUGAAGAUACAAAGGACCUCAGGAAAAAGCUUAAAGCACGCAAAGCUGACGGAACACGUGAGGAGAAGCAGAUGGAGCCGGUGGAGAAGGUCUGGGAGAUCCUCCUUAGUGCCGACAAGAAGGACUACGAGCGCAUCUGCUGCGAGUACGGCAUCAAGGACUUCCGCUACAUGCUGAAGAAACUCACUGAGAUGAAGAAAGAGAGGGAGGAAGACAUUGCGGAGUUCGUGACCCACAUCAGUACACUGAAACAUAUUGAAGUCAAUGAAGACAACUGUGCAACGAUUGAGUUGGACAUGGACCUCAAGGACCCGGCCAGCAAACUGUUCCUGUACAAGGACGGCGUCAUGAUUCCAUUCACCAUCGAAGAAAGCGAUUCAAUGAAGCAUAACCUGAAACGAGUCGGCAAGAAAUAUGUCUUCACGAUUAGAAAUCUAGGUUCAGAAGACGCCGGACUCUACUCGGUGGAUGUCGGGGGCAUCAAUGUGUUCUCCACAGAGUUUAAAGUGCCUGAAGUUGAUUUCGCUGUCAAAAUAAAAGAAGUGAAAGCAGAAGAACGAGAGGACGCCGUCUUUCAAUGUGUCCUGACUGCGCCGAUGAAUGAGCUCAAAUGGGUUUGCAAAAGCGCGCCCCUGUCAAAUAGCGAGAAAAUUCAAAUCACUGUAUCUGAAGAUAAGCUGAUCCACAAGUUGAUGGUGCGCGACUGCAUGCCUCUGGACGCCGGCAUCUACGCCGUCGUGGCAGGAAUCAAAUCCUGCAAUGCCUGGCUCAUAGUUGAAGCUGACAAGGAUCCUGCCAACAAGGGGAAGAAGGCAAUUCGCAAAACCACGAUGGCCGGAGGCGGCAAUGACGAAGAACUGAUGAAAAUAGCCAAAGAUCAACAGGAGAAAUAUCAGAAAGAAAUGGGAGAAAAAUUGGAAAUCGCCAACAAGGCUCAAGCCGAGCGGGAAGUGAACGAAGCGGCGGCCAAAGUGGAGGCCGAAGCGGCCAAAAAGGCGAAGGCUGCGGCGAAGGCAAAGAAGUUAGCGGCCGCCAAGGACGCAGCUGCCAGGAAGAGGAAGGAAGAUGGAGCCGCUGUUGGUAGUGGAGGCACUGGCGGAGCAGGUGGUGCCGGGGGCGCUGGGGCUCACGGUGGCAAAGGUGUAGGUGCUGCCGGUGCUGGGGGGGCAGGGGCUGAUGGAACUGAUGGUGGUGCCGGUGGAGGAGCAGAUGGAAUUGCAGCUGGAGCUAAGAGUGGAGCUGCAGCUGGAGGUGGAGCUGCAGCUGGAGGUGGAGCUGGAGGUGGAGCUGCAGCUGGAGGUGCAGCUGGAGGUGGAGGUGGAGCUGGAGGUGGAGCUGCAGCUGGAGGUGCAGCUGGAGGUGGAGGUGGAGCUGCAGCUGGAGGUGCAGCUGGAGGUGGAGCUGCAGCUGGAGGUGCAGCUGGAGGUGGAGGUGGAGCUGCAGCUGGAGGUGCAGCUGGAGGUGGAGCUGCAGCUGGAGGUGCAGCUGGAGCUGGAGCUGCAGCUGUAGGUGCAGCUGGAGGUGGAGCUGCAGCUGGAGGUGCAGCUGGAGGUGGAGCUGCAGCUGGAGGUGCAGCUGGAGCUGGAGCUGCAGCUGUAGGUGGAGCUGGAGGUGGAGCUGCAGCUGGAGGUGCAGCUGGAGGUGGAGCUGGAGGUGAUGGGGGUGAUGAUCUGGGAGAAGAAGACUACGAUUCAUUUGAAGAUUCUGAUGAAGAAUUUGAGGGAGAGGGAGAAGAAGAAGGAGCAGGAGAUGGUAAAGGAGCGGGAGAAGGAGGAGCGGGAGAAGGAGGAGCGGGAGAUGGAGGAGCGGGAGAAGGAGGAGCGGGAGAUGGAGAGGCAGAAGGAGGAGAAGGAGGGAGACGGAAGAAACGUGAAAGAGCUGGUCCUCUGGUUCCAGAUGCAGUGACAGAUCCAGGAGUUCACUUUCAUGCCGGGCUUUCUGACUGCAACGCCAUUAUUGGAGAAGCAGCAGAGCUGGAGUGUAAAGUGAGCAGGGAAGACUGUGUGGGACUGUGGUACAAAGACGGGGAAGAGAUUCAAUCAUCUGAGGGUAUGACCAUUUCCAAAGAUGGAACUUUCCACAGGCUGAAAAUUCACAAAGUCACAGAGGAAUAUGCUGGAAAGUAUAGAUUUGAAGCAGACGGACGGAAGACGGAGUCCUCGAUUGUUGUUGAAGAUCCACCCAGAUUUCCUGCUGAGGACCUGGAAGAAUUUAAAAAACCCAUAACAGUGAAAAAAGGACUCAAAGCUACCUUCAAACUACCUUUUGUUGGACGGGAACCUCUCAAAGUUCAGUGGUACCUUGAGGGUGAAGAGCUUUCGGAGGAAUCAAAUAUCAAGUUAGAUAACUCGGAGGGUUGCAGCCGUCUGCUCCUAACCAAGCUCCAGCGCAAGGACAGUGGGGAAAUCAAGCUAAAAAUCAAAAAUGAGUUUGGCACUGUUGAGGCCUUCACCCAGCUUAUUAUACUGGAUAAGCCCACUCCUCCAUUGGGACCUCUGGAGAUCGUGGAAGCCUCCUCCUCUGCACUGGAAUUCAAGUGGAGGUCCCCGAAAGACAACGGGGGCUGCAAGAUAGGCAACUACAUCCUUGAGCGACAACAAGUUGGCCGCAACACCUGGAAGAAAGUGGGGCCAAUUGGUCCAGAGGCCAAAUACAGGGACUGUGACGUAGAUCACGGCAGGAAGUACUGCUAUCGCAUCAGAGUGGAGACUGAGAUGGGCACCAGUGAGCUGAUGGAAACAGAGGACAUUCAAGCCGGAACAAAAGCAUACCCGGGACCUCCAUCAGCACCAAAGGUUGUAAGUGCCUUCAAGAACUGCAUCAACCUUUCUUGGUCUCCCCCAUCCAACACUGGAGGAACCAAUAUUCUGGGAUACAACAUUGAGAAACGCAAGAAGGGCAGCAACCUGUGGGGCCUCGUCAAUUCACCUGAUGAGAUGGCCAAAGGGAAGGAAUUUGGAGUUAAAGACGUGGUCGAGGGCGUGGAAUACGAAUUCCGUGUUUCAGCAAUCAACAACUCUGGAGCGGGUGAAUACAGUCCGCCAUCCGAGUUUGUGUUUGCCAGAGAUCCUAAAAAACCUCCUGGUAAAGUCAAAGAGUUCAAAGUGACAGAUUCCACCUACAAAACCCUGUCCCUGUCUUGGAUCAAACCCAAGGACAUUACGGGGGUUGAGGAUGAAGCCAAGGGAUAUUUUGUGGAGAUCCGGCCCGCGGAGAGCACGGAAUGGGACCGCUGCAAUUCAAACGCAAUAACCAUGACUUCUUAUACAGUGAAAGGCUUGAAGUCAAUGGGCAUGUACUGGGUGAGAGCCAUAGCGACUAAUGAUGGAGGAGAGGGAGAGUCACAGGAGCUGGAUAAUUACAUCCUCGCUACGCCCCCCCCUGUGAGGCCAAGAUUCACAGAUGCCAAAAUCAAGAGUUUCAUGGUGGUGAGAGCAGGAAAUUCUGCCCGAUUCAACAUUAACUUUGAGGCCUCUCCUUGGCCCGAUGUCAUCUGGCUGAAAGAUGGAGCCCCAGUUUCUAAAAAGGUGACCAUCAGCAAUACAGAGGGAACAUCCCAACUGCUGAUUCCUUCCGCUGAGCGCACAGAUACUGGCAUCUAUACCAUCAUUGUCAAGAACAUUGUUGCCCAGGAAUCAUUUAGCAUUGAAAUAAGAGUCACAGAUGAGCCAAAGCCACCAGGUCCUGUAGAGACUGACGAAAACGUGCCCGGCACAGUGACCGUUUCAUGGACCUCAUCACCAGAUGAGAAACGUGACGACAGGCUGCACUACAUGGUGACCAAGCGUGACUCAAGUAAAAGCACAUGGCAAACCAUUGCAGACCACAUCUUCAACAAUAGAUUCACAGUCUGCAACAUAAUGCCGGGCAGAGAAUACCAGUUCAGAGUCUAUGCAAAGAACGACAUGGGCUCCUCUGAGCACUCCGAAUCACCGAAAUGGCUGAUUCCUCGCAAAAAAGAAAAGUUCAUUGUGAACAUCCCAGAAACAAAGGCAUGUGAUCUACAGUGUCCUCCCAAGUUCCUUGUCCCACUGAAAUUGCACACUGCUCCUCAAGGGUAUGAAUGCUACAUGAGCUGUGCUAUCAAAGGGGAUCCAACACCUCAUGUCACCUGGCUCCGCAGCAAUAUCAGUCUGAAUACCAACACCAACUACUUCAUCUCCAACACCUGUGGAGUCUGCUCACUACUCAUAUUGAGGGUUGGCCCCAAAGACAGCGGGGAGUACACGAUUGUUGCAGAAAGCUCCAUGGGGAGGGCUGAGAGCUCCACUAAGCUGACAGUCAGAGAGUAAAUUAACACACUGAAGAUGGAAGAAUUUCUCUAAAAUGCUUAGAGAAACCAAUUAGUUGGCAAUUCACAUGUCAAAUGUAGAAUUAAUGAUUAUUAUAAUAUUGCCGUGAUACUUUCCUUGUAGCUCAUUAUCUACUUGACUAAUUCCCGUACAGGCUGCCAUUUAUUCAAAGUUAAACUCACAAUAAAGUCUUAGAGAUGCAAAUUGUGUUGAAAUAAAAGCCACAAGCUUGG